Ceraceosorus guamensis is the source of this 935-nucleotide messenger RNA. RefSeq lists its product as hypothetical. Bases 45 to 617 code for a protein of 190 amino acids. Lineage: Eukaryota; Fungi; Basidiomycota; Exobasidiomycetes; Ceraceosorales; Ceraceosoraceae. The transcript is spliced from 7 exons. The record is from RefSeq and is a predicted model, not a curated record.
AUCAAGGCAACGAGGCUCUCCAAACUGCGGGCACCAACCUGACUAUGCAUGUCAUCCCCAUCAAGCGUGCCUUUGCUCAACAGCUAGCAGGCAAGUAUAAGCUUCUUCCCCCUACCGGUUUGCCGGAGGGUUUCCUUGCUCCGGACGAGCACCCUUUCAUCGUCCUGGCCCAAUACCUGACUGACAUUCGUCAAAGAAUGGGUCUUGAGCUCAGGGUGAACGAGCUCCAAGGCUCUUACUUCUAUAUUCCUUUCGUCGAUGCGGCAAACGAUGGCAGAACACCUUUCCUCAUGUCUUACCAGUCUUGGCAGAGCCAACUCAUUCCACGUCUGGUUGGAAGUCUCUACGGUGCUAACUUGAAAUUGGGCUAUUUCGAACCAGAGCACAAGGCAUACAACGAUCUUGGAUCGGGACAAUAUUCCUUCCAGAACUUUGUUGGCUUGAACAACCCUAGCGGCUCCCUCGGUGUCCUUUCUCCUGUCUUUACGACUCGCUUCAACCGCGCACCGCGAGGUCAGCUGACUGCCCAGAACUUCAAGGACUUGCUCACGACGCCAGUCAGAGCUACCAUGUACCCUAAUACCGGUCGUUGCGUCCGUUUCGAAUACGUAUCGUGAGUAUUCAAGCUGUCCCGCUUGCGCUCCGAUCUAGCUGACACUGCCCGGCCUCUAUCAUACAGGGGGCAGGUGUGUUGCACGCAAAGCGACGGGCAGAGUCGAAAGCUUCGGGAAUAAAGUGCUGAUGACCCCUUGCUUGUGGCCGCAGCCUUUCGAGCAAGCAUUCUUUGCUCGCUCCACCGUCAACAGUGAGUAGUGCAUGCUCAGUAGGCGACCUGGCUGACAAUUGACGCCUGACGUAUCCAAUACGACCCGCAACUCUAGUCUACGAGCCGGUUUGGGGCACCCGCAAGGUCUUUGAGAACGUAGAGACCUUCU